UCGUCGUUUCGGAGAUCAAAUCCCACUCGAAUUCGUUCUCGAUCUCAAUCCCAAUUCAUCUACGAAACCCUAGAGCUUGUUUCGAUUUGGGGGUGAGAAUUCGAAAUCAAGGUUGGGAUUCAUUGAUUUUGGUUGUUGUUCUUGCAUCGAUCGCGACAAUGUACAACGGGAUGAUGGAUCCUGAGCUGAUGCGCAUCGCUCAGGAACAAUUUAGCCGGAUGUCGCCUGAAGAGCUCUCGAAGAUGCAGCAGCAGGUGAUGUCUAAUCCUGAGCUUGUGAAGAUGGCAACAGAGAGUAUGAAGAACAUGAGGCCUGAAGAUUUCAGACAUGCUGCGGAACAGCUCAAACAUACCAGGGCUGAAGAUAUGGCUGAGAUUAGGGACAAGAUAGCCAAUGCUAAGCCGGAAGAGAUAGCAGCCAUGAAGGCCCAAGCAGAUGCUCAUAUUUCUUAUCAACUUGAUGCGGCUGAGAUGCUGAAGAAACAGGGAAAUGAAUUCCAUUGUCAAGGCAAAUUUCAUGAUGCUGCUGAUAAAUAUAUGCGUGCGAAGAACAAUCUGACUGAUAUUCCAGGACCCAAGUCGAGAACUCUCCAACUACAGUGUUCCCUCAACCUGAUGUCCUGUUAUCUGAAGACAAAUCAAUAUGACAAUUGCAUCAAGGAAGGUUCAGAGGUUUUGGCAUAUGACUCAAACAAUGUCAAAGCUCUUUAUCGCAGAGGUCAGGCUUACAAAGAACUGGGAAACUUAAAAGCCGCUGUUGCUGACCUAGAGAAGGCUCAUAAAGCUUCACCUGAUGAUGAAACUAUUGCAGAUGUCUUAAGAGAUACAGAAGAAAAAUUAUUGAAAAGUGGUGAUAGCAACGCCCACCGAGGUGUUGUUAUUGAAGAAAUAGAAGAAGAAGAAGAAGAAGAAGAAAAUGAACCCUCUUCAUCAGGCAAUCAGACAGAUGCAUCUGCUAAAUAUUCUGUGACCCAACCAGUGGAAACUACCAAAUCUUCUCAGAAGGUAUAUGGAUCUGAUCCAGGAACUUCAACUGUAGACGCUGAAUACCUCAAGAGUUUCAGCAAUAACCCUGAAGCUUUCCGGGCAUUCCAGAAUAGAUUCUCAAAUGCUGAUCCUGAUACUCUAGCAGCUAUGAGUGCUGGAGGAAUGUCACCAGACAUGAUGAAAACUGCUGCAGAUAUGAUGGGCAAGAUGAAGCCAGAAGAGCUUCAAAAAAUUUUCGAAAUCGGUGCUUCUAUGAAUAGUAAAAAUCCAAGCUCUAUUGGCAACAGCUCAGGAUUUGGAUCAUCAAAGUUUCCUGAAAUAACACCUGAAUUGGCUAAGCAAGCUUCUGAUAUGAUGAGCAAGAUGUCACCAGAAGAAUUCCAAAGGGUUCUUAAAGUUGCCUCUUCAUUUAAUGGGAAUGGCACACCUUUUGCAGCUCCUCCAAAUGUUGCAAGCAACCAAAGAUCAGAAAGUGGUUCACAAUUUUCCGCUCCUCCCAGAACACCCACAGCGGACAACCCUGACCGGGGGGAAAAUACUUACGGUGCAAGUUCUAGAAUGGGCCAGUCUUCAUCAAGCUUUCCAACCUCUACAGCAGAUUUACAGCAGAACAUGAGAAAUUCAAUGAAUGAUCCAGCAAUGCGACAGAUGUUUACAUCUAUGAUGAAGAACAUGAGCCCAGAGAUGAUGGCAAACAUGGGUGAACAGUUUGGAAUGAAGCUAUCAAAAGAGGAUGCAGCAAAAGCUCAACAAGCUAUGUCAUCAUUGUCACCAGAAGACUUGGACAGAAUGAUGCGGUGGGCUGAAAGGGCACAACGAGCAGUUGAUACGACGAAGAAGGCGAAGAACUGGUUAUUAGGAAGAUCAGGCCUGAUCCUUGCUAUUUGCAUGCUGAUUCUAGCAUUCAUCCUUCAUCAACUUGGUUUCAUUGGUGGUUAAAAACACAACCUGUUUCCACUGCAGGAUGAACAAAGCUGCAAAAUAGGAGACAAUGUCUGUGUUUAGACAAUGUUGCUUGUAAUCUGACUAAAGAAUGUGUCUUCAGAUCAGUUCUUUAUUUUGUUUAACUUUAAUCUAAAGUUAUUUAUGUUUGACACCCAGAAAGCUGGUUUCAAACUUGUAGUUAUUAAAAAAGGGUUAAAAAAAAAAGGGGAACACACUUGAUCAUUCA
Molecule: messenger RNA, 2157 nt
Organism: Dioscorea cayenensis subsp. rotundata (Guinea yam)
Lineage: Eukaryota; Viridiplantae; Streptophyta; Magnoliopsida; Dioscoreales; Dioscoreaceae
Product: outer envelope protein 61
Exons: 11
Coding region: 159-1925 (588 amino acids)
Molecular function (GO): protein binding
Source: RefSeq, a predicted model, not a curated record